GGCGCGGGGAAGAUGGCGCGGCGGCUGUUCUGUCUCCUCGGGCUCCUGGCGGCCGCUGUGGCAAGCCCUGUUUUGUGGCAGAAGGACUGCGUGAAGGGUCCAGAGGUAUGGUGUCAGAGUGUUCGGACAGCAUCACAGUGCGGAGCGGUGAAACACUGCCAGCAGAAUGUCUGGAACAAGCCUACUGUAAACAGUAUCCCCUGUGACUUGUGUAAGGAACUUGUGACAGUGGCUGGCAAGGUUUUGAAGGAUAAUGGCACUGAGGAUGAGAUCCGCUCUUACUUGGAAAAGACAUGCGAGUUUCUUCCUGACCAAGGCCUGGUCUCUGAGUGCAAAGAAAUUGUGGAUUCCUACCUACCAGUUAUCAUGGAUAUGAUCAAAGAAGAGCUAGAUAAACCUGAAGUUGUAUGUAGUGCCCUCUCACUGUGCCAGUCCCUUCAGAAGCACCUUGCAACAAUGAAAUUUCAGAAACAACUCCAGUCCAAUAAGAUACCAGAGCUGGACUUCUCUGAACUGGCAUCCCCAUUCAUGGCUAAUGUGCCUCUUCUCCUUUACCCUCAGGACAAACCCAAGCAGAAGUCUAAGGUAAGGGCAAGUGGGGAUGUGUGCCAAGAUUGCAUUCAGCUGGUUACUGACGUUCAGGAAGCUGUGAGGACAAACUCAUCUUUUGUAAAGUCUUUGGUUGCUCAUGCCAAGGAGGAGUGUGACCGUUUGGGACCUGGAAUGUCUGAUAUGUGCAAGAACUAUAUCUCUGAAUAUUCUGACUUGGCUAUCCAAAUGAUGAUGCACAUGAAGGAUCAGCAACCAAAGGACAUUUGUGCCAUGGUUGGGUUCUGUCCUUCCGUGAAAUCUGUUCCCCUUCAGACUCUGGUGCCAGCUCAAGUGGUUCAUGAAGUGAAAAUGGAAACUGUGGAGAAAGCCUUAGUUCAAGAGAAAACUUUUUCCUUGUGUGAAAUAUGUGAGACCAUGGUGAAAGAAGUGACUGGCCUCUUGGAGAGCAACAAGACAGAGGAGGAGAUUGUACAUGAAAUGGAGGUGAUCUGCUACCUGUUCCCAGCAAGUGUCAAAGACCAGUGUAAGGACUUCAUAGAUGUCUAUGGCCAGGCUUUGAUUGACAUGCUCUUGGAGGCAACGAAUCCUGAAGCUGUAUGUGUUAUGCUGAAAUGCUGUGCAGCCAACAAGCCCCCACAGCAACCAGUUUUAGUGAAACCUGCAGGUGGCUUCUGUGAUAUCUGCAAGAUGGUGGUAGCUUAUGCAGACAAAGAACUAGAGAAGAAUGCCACGACAGCUGAAAUUGAAGCUUUACUGGAAAAAGUCUGUCACUUCCUGCCAGAGUCUGUCAGUGAUCAGUGUGUUCAGUUUGUGGAACAGUAUGAACCUGUGGUUGUGCAACUCUUGGCAGAGAUGAUGGAUCCCACUUUUGUUUGCACUAAACUUGGAGUCUGUGGAUCAGCUAAACAGCCUCUCCUGGGGGAUGAUGCUUGUGUCUGGGGUCCAGGUUACUGGUGUAAGAACAUGGAGACUGCUGCUCAGUGCAAUGCUGUUGAUCACUGCAAACGUCAUGUGUGGAACUAGAAGAAGAAUUUCCAGUUCUGAAAGCUUGCCAUGGCUCUUAAAAAUGUGGGCUGAGGUUGGCGGAGAGCUGUAUCUCAAAUGUCCCUCCUCUCUGCCUCAUUAACAAUUUGACCUUCAAGUUCCUUUAUUGUAACUCUUCUGUAGCAGUGCUGCUGUUGAAGGAUCAGAUCUUCAUUGUUGACUUAAAGAUAUUUCUGAUUGUACAGUUUAAUUCAUUAUGCUCCUAAAAAUAGUCAGUGUGUUGUAGAUUUUGAAUUGGUAGGCUGAAGUGUUUUUUAGGUGCUGGGAAGAAUGGCAGAGAAGGUGAAACGAGACAAGACUAUUAUCUUUUAAUUUAAAAAAAGAACAAGAUAGCAACUAAACUUUCAAAUGUCUUUCUGUAGUCAGCAUUGGGAAGAUAACAUGCUUUGCAUUUUUAACAUCUGGCUGGAAUAUUAAUUUUCUGUGUAACCGUAGGGGAACUCUAAGGGAUAAUGUUGAAUUUGGGAAUCCCUUUGGCUGGAAUUUUCAAAGCUCUGCAGAUGCAGAGGAGGGGACUUGGUGUGCCCAGCUAACUUUCAAAGUAACUGGUACCUAAAAAGAUGUGUUUGCAUUUGAGCGACCACGCUUUUGCAUUUGAGUGACUACACGUACGGCUCGUGGUGUUGUCAUAGCUAAGGAAACCCUCCCUCAACCUUUGAUCAUGUCCUUUUUAUUUCCUUGGACUACUCUGUCUAAGCAUGGGUGUUCUACUGUCAAGCCCUGUACAGUGGGAUUUCAGUCUUUUGAAGCAUGCUGACGUACUUAAGGAAUGGCUCCCUUUUUCCUUAUCCUAGUUGCUCAAUUCUGCUUAGUCUUGCAGCUUCCUACAUGCAGCCAGCUGGGUGCCAAGGAGGUGGAGCGAGCUGGGUCGGUAGAAGACGGAGGGGAAAAAAUCAGCAGGGGCUGUGCAUAUGUCAAAGUGAGUUCAGCGCAGAGGGCAGAACGGAUGGAAAAAUGGUUUUUAUUGUAAACUGCCGGUUUGUUCCUUGAUCUGGUUUUCUCUCAUAGCCUAUUUCAGUCAUCUAAAACUUCAGAGGCGCUGUGACGCUCACGGGCAGUUUCCAUUGCUGCCACCCGUUCUCGCUGACACUCACCCUUCUGAGUAGUUUGAAGUGUAAGUUGGUUUGGUUUUUUUUUUUUUAUUUUUUCCCCCAGAGUUCCCAUUUCUGUUGGGAAAUGUGUCUGAGUAGCAAGCGGAGAUGGCAGAUGGUAAGAACACUGUAGUAGGUAUCUGGCAGCUCUGCUGGCAUACCUGACAACCUGCCUUUCGCGCCUCUGCAGCAUCCCACUGAAAUGGCCUGAACUUCUGAACAAAAGCCUUUCAAGGCCAGCUGCUACCCUGGAAACAAGUCAGGCCCUUGAGGUGUAGGGGCCUCGAGAAUGAGAAUCAUGCUGAUGUUGUUUGAGACAGACCUUGCAUCCCCUACCAGCAUUUAGUGCAUAAUUCUGAUCAAGUUAACCCCCAAAACAGAGGCACCAAAGUAGCUCUGAGGAGACCUUUCGGAAGGAGGAGCUGGGCAGAGGUGGAGCUUUGAAAAUUCCAGUCCUGUUCAGAAAGGUGCCGGCAACUGCUGCUGUUCCUGUGGUGUCUUGGGUGAGGCGGGAGCUCUGGUAACAACGCUUCAGCAGCAAGCGAAGUAAUGUUCAUGCAGUUUAAUGGAAAACCACUCGACUGCAGCUUUUUAGCUACUACGUGUACAUACUAAAUGUCUGGGCAGUGUUGACGGAUAACAAUACCGGUUUGUCUUUCCUGUUUGCGUUUGUACAGAAUGCUGAAGCGCUCAUGGCUUUAAAAAAAAAAA
This is a messenger RNA of Gymnogyps californianus (California condor), 3398 nucleotides long. RefSeq names its product prosaposin (gene PSAP). The coding region runs from base 13 to 1575 and encodes 520 amino acids. The record is from RefSeq and is a predicted model, not a curated record. The transcript is spliced from 15 exons. NCBI's taxonomy places the organism in Eukaryota, Metazoa, Chordata, Aves, Accipitriformes, Cathartidae. Gene Ontology annotation, biological process: sphingolipid metabolic process. Gene Ontology annotation, cellular component: lysosome.